AUGGAAAUUCAAGUGUCAUGUGAAUUAAAUUUGUGGAAAGAAAAAAUAGAAAUUGAAGAUAACAAUGCAGAAGAUUCUUUAUCUUAUACCCAGUAUGAUAUUUAUCAUUUUAAUCAAGAAAAGUCUGGAAGCUUACGAGAUACUGAUUACGUAACAAUAUUGCAUCCCUUAAUAGUUGGUAUAGCAAACACCGUUGAAAGGGACUCCCCAGCCUUAUUAAAUGUGGUAAAUAAAGCCAUUCCGCCAAUUUUUAAUGAUCCCACUACCAUGUACUUAACCGUCAGAGUGAAGGACAUUCUAUUUGAUGGAGUCAAAGUAUAUUGCACUAACAAAGAUUUUACUUCAAAGGCUGUUUGUACACAGCUUAAGACACAAAUACCUGGAAUUAAGAGCUCUAAUGAGAAGAAUGUUUACCUUUUUUCUUUACUUGGUCCGAGAAAUGGAACUCAUCAAAAACGGUUUAAAGUUCUCAAAGGAAUCAAACAUUCUAAGGAUUUAGGCAGGCUACUUGAGUUGGAUUCACAGAACGAACUAAAAAUAUGGGGUACUCCACAAUGCAACAGGUUUAAAGGUACAGAUGGAUGGAUUUUUCCUCCAGGCCUUGAUAAGGAAGAAGGAGUUUGGUCCUUUUCUGCAGAUUUGUGCAGGUAA
Messenger RNA from Brassicogethes aeneus, 651 nucleotides. The record is from the annotation of a GenBank genome assembly. Lineage: Eukaryota; Metazoa; Arthropoda; Insecta; Coleoptera; Nitidulidae.